CUACUUUGUCAUCAGUAGCACUAGUCCAAGUGAUCUCGUGAUCGACGCUGGGGCAGUAGCGCGCUAGCUAGCAAUGGAGACGUCUUGCUUCUUGACCUCCAAACCAUCGCCCAAGACGCCAGCCAGCGUCGUCGUCGCCAAGCCCAAGCCUCAUCUUCUCUUCGGCACCCGGCGUGCGGGCUCGUCCUCCGUCACUUGUUGCAGCUUCAACGCGCGGCCGUCCGAGGACGGCGCGGUUCCGAUGAUCGGCCCCGACUGGCGGUCCUUCCGCGCGCAGCUCUACUUCACCGAGCAGCACGCCAAGAGCGUGAACUCGUCCGUGACCGCGAUACCGUCGCUGCCUGUGAAGAUCGGCGACAAGUGGGCGCACCCGCUGGUGGAGCCCGAGAAGGGUUGCCUCCUCAUCGCCACGGAGAAGCUGGACGGCUCGCACAUCUUCGAGCGCACGGUGAUCCUCCUCCUCUCUGCCGGCGUGCUGGGCCCCGUCGGCGUGAUCCUGAACCGCCCGUCGCUCAUGUCCAUCAAGGAGGCGGAGUCCAUCUUCGCGGACGACGCCAACAUCGCGGGCGCCUUCUCAGGCCGCCCGCUGUUCUUCGGCGGGCCGCUGGAGGAGUGCUUCUUCUUGCUGGGGCCCCGGGCGGCCGCCGGCAGCGACGUGGUUGCCCGGACGGGGCUGUUCCAGGAGGUGAUGCCCGGCCUGCACUACGGGACGCGAGAGAGCGUCGGGUGCGCCGCGGAGCUCGCGAAGCGAGGCGUGGUGGGCGUCCGGGACUUCCGCUUCUUCGACGGCUUCUGCGGGUGGGAGCGCGAGCAGCUGCGCGACGAGCUGCGCGCCGGGCUCUGGCGCGUUGCCGCGUGCAGCCCCGCUGUGCUGGGGCUCGCCAGCGUCGUCAAGGGCGGCCUCUGGGAGGAGGUGCAGGGGCUCGUCAGGGAGAGGAGGGUGUGGUGACUGCUGGCGCGAGUGCGUGUGCCGGUGGAUGUUCAAGUCCCAACAGUGGCUUUGUAAUUAAUUAACUUGCGAGCAAAUUGAUCAAGAAUUAAUGCUUCAGAUUCCUUCUGGCUCUGUCAGCUCAGAGCUCAG
Panicum hallii is the source of this 1081-nucleotide messenger RNA. RefSeq lists its product as uncharacterized. The coding region runs from base 74 to 949 and encodes 291 amino acids. NCBI's taxonomy places the organism in Eukaryota, Viridiplantae, Streptophyta, Magnoliopsida, Poales, Poaceae. The record is from RefSeq and is a predicted model, not a curated record. The transcript has 2 exons.